Daphnia magna is the source of this 1107-nucleotide messenger RNA. RefSeq names its product cysteine and glycine-rich protein 1. Gene Ontology annotation, cellular component: nucleus; cytoplasm; Z disc. The record is from RefSeq and is a predicted model, not a curated record. Gene Ontology annotation, biological process: sarcomere organization; muscle tissue development. Gene Ontology annotation, molecular function: structural constituent of muscle; actinin binding. Lineage: Eukaryota; Metazoa; Arthropoda; Branchiopoda; Diplostraca; Daphniidae. The coding region runs from base 347 to 958 and encodes 203 amino acids. The transcript has 7 exons.
AAGGAGAAAGGAACUGUGUAUGUCGUGCGCCUUACUGUUGUGCAAUACUGUCGUCUCUAUAAUCCAAUUGAAUGUCGUGACGGGAAAUCUCGGGUCACGCUGUUUGAUCUCAUUACCGGUUACCUUCACCUGAAAUAGCGUUCGUGAGCCGAUGUUUGAUGGAGUCUUUUUCUCUCUGUCUCUCAUGUAGCCCCAACAAAUUUCUUGGGGGAAAAGACAAUCAACUCAUUGUGUUCUUUUUUAGUCGAAGGAUGUUGUGUUUUUGGUUCCUGUCCUGAAUGGAAAGAAAAGGAAAAGGCGAGGCUGUUUUUCUCAGUGUAUUGAACGAAAAAUAAAAACGAGGAAAAUGCCCGGAAUUUGCCCUCGUUGCCAAAAGAAUGUUUACUUUGCCGAAGAGAAGAUGGCUCUGGGCAAAUCGUUCCACAAGAUGUGCUUUGCUUGCGCCAACUGCAAAAAGAUGUUGGACAGCACGAAUGCGACCGAGCACGACGAUGAGCUAUUUUGCAGAUCGUGUUACGGCAAAAAAUUCGGACCCAAAGGUUACGGUUACGGCGGCGGCGGGGCUGGAGUGCUAAGCAUGGAUGACGGAACCGGAUACAUUAACGGCCCCCCAACAUCGAAUAUACCUCAAUUGGCACAGGCUCAUGUGGCCCCACUUUUAGCUAACGGAGGGACAAGUGUACGACAGACCAACGGAAAUGGUUACAGCAAAUUCGGAUCCAAGAUUGACUGUCGUCGAUGCGGCAAAGUGGUUUUUAUGGCCGAAAAAAUGAUGGGCGGAGGUUCGUGUUGGCACAAGAGUUGCUUUACCUGUUUGUCAUGCAACAAACGACUCGAAUCGACGUCAUUGUGUGAACGUGAAGGCGAAAUCUAUUGCAAAAGCUGUUAUGGAAAACAAUUUGGACCUAAAGGCUACGGAUUCGGAUUAGGAGCUGGAGUCUUGCAAAUGUCUGAAUAGCUUUUGUUUUGCUGAGAGAGAAAGGGCUACGGACGUGCAGAUUCGGAUUGGUAGUCUGAAUUGUUCCAGCCAUUCCUGAAUAGCCCACCGCUGAACGACCGGCAUACAGUGAAAUCUGUUUUAACUCUUUUUGUUGCUAAGUAUAUCUU